This is a messenger RNA of Ceraceosorus guamensis, 4524 nucleotides long. RefSeq lists its product as hypothetical. Gene Ontology annotation, molecular function: protein binding. NCBI's taxonomy places the organism in Eukaryota, Fungi, Basidiomycota, Exobasidiomycetes, Ceraceosorales, Ceraceosoraceae. The record is from RefSeq and is a predicted model, not a curated record. The transcript is spliced from 5 exons. Bases 1 to 4524 code for a protein of 1507 amino acids.
AUGGGAUCUGGACCUAGUCCUGUGGGCAGCUCUGCCUCCGGUCCUGCUGCCGGUCAAGCAGGAAUGGGACCAGCUGGGGCUUCGACUGGGCCUCCAGGUGCAGCAUCUGGAUUCAAGUUCGGUGCUCAGACUCGCCCAGAUGGAGGCGCUUCCGCAAUACCAGGACAGGUAGCAAGGACGCGCAAAGCUAGCGAAGAUGGCGCUGGUCCGGGCAUCUCUGGACUGCCCCCUUCUUCGGGUCCCAACGUUGGACCCCCCGUGGGCAUGCAAGGAAGCACAGAGGUUGGCGGAGUACCCACAGCAGGCCCGGGAGGCAGCAAUAUCGGUGCCGGAGCUUCGAACGCGCCUCCCCGACCGCAAGGCUCUUCAGCUGUCGUGUACCCGUGGAGUCAGCGCACAUUGACGAUGAACCCGCCGAGAUUCUUGGACGAAACGCGGCAAGCACCAGCCGGAGCUUUGAGUCCUUCGCCUUUCCCGCGCUAUGGUCAUGCUGCCAAUGCGGUCGCCAGCGCUGCUGGCGAUAUCUACCUCUUCGGCGGACUGGUGAAGGAAAGCGUCAAGAAUGACCUGUACACUGUCAGCGUUGACCGCGUCGUGCAGUCACCUACUGGUCCUGUCGGCGCUACAUUGGUGCAGACCACUGGUGAGAUCCCCCCUCCGCGAGUCGGUCACUCUACCAUUCUGGUGUCCAACGUGCUCAUCAUGUGGGGUGGAGACACGAAAGUGCGCGCAGAGGACAAGCAGGACGAGAAUUUGUAUCUGCUCAAUCUGAGCACGCGCGAAUGGACGCGGGUCAGACACAGCCCAGACAAUCCCGAUGCUGGGCCUGUUGGCAGAUAUGGUCAUACCGUCGCCAUCGUCGGCUCUCGUUUCUUCGUCUUUGGAGGUCAAGUGGACGGAUCAUUCAUGAAUGAUCUCUGGGCCUUUGAUCUAAACAGCUUGAAGAGCACGCCGUCGUGGGAACUCAUCAGGCCGACUGGCGGCAACCUUCCGCCUCGCAGAACCGGACACGCAAGCGUGACACACAAGGACAGGAUCUACAUCUUUGGCGGUACAGAUGGGCAGUAUCAUUACAAUGAUACGUGGGCGUACGACAUCACCACCAACACGUGGGAGGAGCUUUCGUGCAUCGGCUAUAUUCCGGUACCUCGUGAGGGUCACGCUACUUGUCUGGUCGACGAUGUGAUGUACAUCUUUGGUGGACGAGGAGUCGACGGGCGCGAUCUCGGAGACCUUGCAAGUUUCAAGAUUUCAAAUCAACGCUGGUACAUGUUUGCGAACAUGGGACCCUCUCCCAGCGGUCGCUCCGGCCACGUGCUUACGACCUACCAGAACAAGGUCGUCGUCCUCGGAGGCGAGUCGUUUGCGGGGGGCAAACCGGAUGACCCUGCUAUCGUGUACGUACUAGACACUGUCAAGAUCAAGUACCCAGCGGACAACAAGGGAGCAAGCACUCAGCAAGGUUCCCGCAAGAUAGGUUCGGGCGGUGCUGCGACUGGCGUGCCGGGCCAAGCUGGAGCAGGUGCCAAUCAGGGUCCAGUCAUAGAUCCAACGCGAGCUGCUUCUCCACCUGUACAAGACCCCCGGCGAGCAGCUUCACCCACGCAGGGUAUCAGGCCAGCUCAACCGCCAAACGGCCUAUUGACAAUGAUGCAGCAAGGCGCUGCGAGCCCGGAACAAGCCGUGGCUGCGCGCGCAGCUCCUAGACCGCCAGGGGCUCAGCCCGGGCAAAUUGAACCUCCCGUCCGAGCAAUGUCGCCUACGCAGCAGGCCGUGCGAGACCAACGAGCGGCAGCUCUACAGACUGGGGGCGCUCCUGGUCAACCGCCACCAUCCAUCACGGCCGUGCAGCAACAAGCAGACAACCUGUCUGGUCCUGGUUCUUCCUCUGGUCAUGCGCAAGGCGCAUACAACGGAGCCAGGUCGCAGCGAUCAAUAGAGAAUCUCCGAGGACAAGCAGCUUCUCCAUCCUCUGUGGGUAUCUCUGCACGUGGAUUGAAUGGCAUGCACGACCGCAACGCCUCGCCCGCACCUGCACCCGGCGAUGCUUUCCACUAUGGCAGAGGUCCUUCUCCGCCUACUCAAGGAGUCAACGGCUACAACGUCGGUGGCAAGCAGAGCGGUUCUGCAGAGUUAGAAGCCCUUCGCAAACGAGAGGCAUGGAUGAGGGCCGCGCUCACCCUUGCGGCCAAAAAAGGCUUCGUGGCGCCCGAGCAGCUCGAAUUGCCGGACGGGACGAGCGCAGGCAGUCGAUCUUCCGAGCUGAAUAUUGAAGACAUUGAUACGGGCGUGGAUGGCAGUGACAAGCAGCGCAUAGUCCGCGCUCUUGUGACUCUGAAGACCCAGCUGGCCGAUGCGAAGGGCACCAUUUCGCAGCAGGCGCAAAACGAGGCCACACGAUUGACGGAGGCUGACCGCGCAAGACAGACUGCGAUGCAGGAAGCGGCAUUCUAUCGAGCCAAAGUCCAUGCGAUGGAAUCCUCUAAUCCAACAGAGGUGUCGAGAUUGGAGCGCGAACGCACUACACGAAUGGAACAGCAACUGUCUGAUGCGCUUCGCGAGAAUGCUGAGCUGGUGCGACAGACUAAUCGAGCUCGAGAUGAGGUGGUCUUGGAGAAGCAGCUGCGCAGUGCAGCAGAGGAGCGCCUCUCUGAGACGGCGAAGCGGGCAAUGGCUGCUGAAGCGGCCCAGAUGCGCGCCCACGAAGAGCUCGCAGCGCUGCAGAAGCGCUCUCAUCUCAACGAGAGUACGCUGCGAGACUACCAAGAGAGGGUGACCACUUUGACUUCGACUGCUGCGAGGCAUCAGGCGGACCACGAAACUUCUCGCAGUCAGCUCGAUGACGCCAACAUGGCACUGGAGCGGCAUGUCACUGCUUUGACGGAUCUGCAAGCCGCUCUUGCAGCUGCUACCUCGCGGGCGGCGGAGCACGAGAGGAUGCAUACUCAACAUCGCGAGCUCGUCGAGCAGCACGAAGGCACGCUCAAUCGUUUGCGCUCCGAGCUCAACUCAAAGUCGCUUGAGACGGACUCGCACUCUCGGAGAGUCAAGGAGCUGGAGACUCUUCUGUCGCGCCACCGCGAAGAGGCAGAGACGCAUCGUCUGGCCUCGACGAAUGGCUUGGCUCAGGUUUUGCAAUUCCAUCAACAACGCAAUGCGACGAGAAGCACAAACGAAUUGGCGCCGCAGAUGGAACAGAAGGUUCGGGCACUCACCGAUGAGGCCACAUCGCUGCGUGCGCUCCACUCAGAGUCAAAAGCGCACGCGGAGGCUACCGCCACGGCACUUCAAGACAUGCGCGACCGCAACAUUGGACUGGAGAAGCAACACUCUGGCUUGAGGUCCGAGCUAAGCGCCAUGCGCAGCCAGCUCGCCAUCGCGCUGCAAGAGGUCGGACGACUGAAAGACCAAGCCAGCUCAAAGGACGUUGAGCUGCGCGAGCGCUCUCGUGCUGCAGAGGAAGCUGAGGUCAUGACGAGCCUCCUCAAACAAUUCAUGAAGGAGCGUGGGUUGGCUGUUCCAGGAGAUGAAGAGCUCAGUGCCAAGAGCGGAUACGCAGAUAAGCGCAUCCGUGAACUAGAGGACGAGAUCGACGCGCGUACAGAAGAUGCACGCGAAGCUCAGCGUCGGCUGCAAGAGGCUGUCGGCAAGGCAGACGCCUUGGAGCGCGACCUCGCCUCUGCGCGCUCUGCGUCUGGAAGCGCAGGAGGCGCAGAUACGGAAGCUCUGGAGAGGCGAGCUGCGAAUGCUGAGCGCGAGCUCGCCGAAGCAGUCGCAUCGCACCGAGAGCGCAUGGCUACUCUGGAAAAUGACUACAACACUGCCGUGUCGUUCGUCAAGGGCACAGAGAAGAUGCUGCGCCGCAUGAAGGAUGAAUUGACCAGGUUCAAGACCGAGAAUGCUACGCUUCAAACGGAGAAUGCAAGCUUGCGAGCGGGUGUUGAGCCCGGCGGAGAAGCUGCGACGGAGGCCGCUCGUGAUAUCGAAGCGCUCCGCAAUCGACUUGUGGACGUCACCGCCCAGAGCGAGGAGGUGGCCAUUGAGAACCGUGAACUCGAACGAAGGCUUGCAACGCUGAUUAGCGAGCAAAAAGAGGCGCACGAUCGUUCUCGUGACCUUCAAGACAGCCGCGCGGACUCGACACGUCGUCAGAACGAGCUCGAGACGGAGAUCAGUCGUCUAGAGUCGAAUCUGAACAGCGUUCGAAGAGAGCUGCAGGAAACGCAUACGCUCAAUCAGCACUUGAACAAUGAGCUGACACAAGCCUCGAGGAGUGGCACAGCGCCCCCAGCCGGUACAGCAUCGAUUGCUCGUGACUUGAAUACGGCGCAAGCUGCCAACGACCAGCUUAGAGGCGAGAAUGCCAACCUUGCGCAUCGCUUGCAGGAGACGGAGGAUAAGCUCCAACUGCUACUCGGACGGGUAGAGUCGAAUCAUGAGGGCGACAAUGUGCGCUACUCCCAAGCGUCCAUCUCAUCCGAGCUGGAUGCGUGGGAAAAGGCAAACAACAGCGGAGCGGCGUGA